AUGCGUUUGUCUCCUCGCAUUAUUGCUAUGCAGUUUGGGGGCCGAGUAGCUAGCAGCAUGCAGGUACGUUUCAUCACUGCCUUAACAAAGCCAUCGCCGUUUGUUUGUCCAGAUACCUUUUUCGCCACCGACCUGAUGCUACCUGGACGGUGCUGCGGCUCAAACUGCACCGCAAGGCCAGCCGUGUUUACAAGCGUCAAGACCCCGCCUCAGGUCUAUUUGAAAGGGUAUUUCAAGACAUUUGAUAUCGCGGCUAAGGGCUAA
Nannizzia gypsea CBS 118893 is the source of this 264-nucleotide messenger RNA. RefSeq lists its product as hypothetical. The coding region runs from base 1 to 264 and encodes 87 amino acids. Lineage: Eukaryota; Fungi; Ascomycota; Eurotiomycetes; Onygenales; Arthrodermataceae. The record is from RefSeq and is a predicted model, not a curated record. The transcript has 2 exons.